Molecule: messenger RNA, 2271 nt
Organism: Schistosoma bovis
Lineage: Eukaryota; Metazoa; Platyhelminthes; Trematoda; Strigeidida; Schistosomatidae
Source: the annotation of a GenBank genome assembly
AUGAAAGAUGGAUUGGUAGAUGAUGAUGAUGCUUUGGAUAAUGAUGAUGAUGAUUUGGAUGAUGAUGAUGAUGAUUUAGAUGAUGAUGAUGAUGCUUUGGAUGAUGAUGAUGAUGAUGAUGAUGAUGAUGAUGCUUUGGAUGAUGAUGAUGAUGAUGCUUUGGAUGAUGAUGAUGAUGAUGAUGAUGCUUUGGAUGAUGAUGAUGAUGAUGAUGAUGCUUUGGAUGAUGAUGAUGAUGAUGAUGAUGCUUUGGAUGAUGAUGAUGAUGAUGCUUUGGAUGAUGAUGAUGAUGAUGAUGCUUUGGAUGAUGAUGAUGAUGAUGAUGAUGAUGAUGAUGCUUUGGAUGAUGAUGAUGAUGAUGAUGCAUUGGAUGAUGAUGAUGAUGAUGCUUUGGAUGAUGAUGAUGAUGAUGAUGAUGAUGAUGCUUUGGAUGAUGAUGAUGCUUUGGAUGAUGAUGAUGAUGAUGCUUUGGAUGAUGAUUUAGAUGAUGAUGAUGCUUUGGAUGAUGAUUUAGAUGAUGAUGAUGAUGCUUUGGAUGAUGAUGAUGAUGAUGCUUUGGAUGAUGAUGAUGCUUUGGAUGAUGAUUUAGAUGAUGAUGAUGAUGAUGAUGAUGAUGAUGAUGCAUUGGAUGAUGAUGAUGAUGAUGAUGCUUUGGAUGAUGAUGAUGAUGAUGCUUUGGAUGAUGAUGAUGAUGAUGCUUUGGAUGAUGAUUUAGAUGAUGAUGAUGAUGCUUUGGAUGAUGAUGAUGAUGAUGAUGCUUUGGAUGAUGAUGAUGCUUUGGAUGAUGAUGAUGAUGAUGAUGAUGCUUUGGAUGAUGAUGAUGAUGAUGAUGAUGCUUUGGAUGAUGAUGAUGAUGAUGCUUUGGAUGAUGAUGAUGAUGAUGAUGAUGCUUUGGAUGAUGAUGAUGAUGAUGAUGCUUUGGAUGAUGAUGAUGAUGCUUUGGAUGAUGAUGAUGAUGCUUUGGAUAAUGAUGAUGCUUUGGAUGAUGAUUUAGAUGAUGAUGAUGAUGCUUUGGAUGAUGAUGAUGAUGAUGCUUUGGAUGAUGAUUUAGAUGAUGAUGAUGAUGCUUUGGAUGAUGAUGAUGAUGCUUUGGAUGAUGAUUUAGAUGAUGAUGAUGAUGCUUUGGAUGAUGAUGAUGAUGCUUUGGAUGAUGAUGAUGCUUUGGAUGAUGAUGAUGAUGAUGCUUUGGAUGAUGAUUUAGAUGAUGAUGAUGAUGCUUUGGAUGAUGAUGAUGAUGAUGAUGCUUUGGAUGAUGAUGAUGCUUUGGAUGAUGAUUUAGAUGAUGAUGAUGAUGCUUUGGAUGAUGAUGAUGAUGAUGAUGCUUUGGAUGAUGAUGAUGAUGAUGCUUUGGAUGAUGAUUUAGAUGAUGAUGAUGAUGCUUUGGAUGAUGAUGAUGAUGAUGAUGCUUUGGAUGAUGAUGAUGCUUUGGAUGAUGAUUUAGAUGAUGAUGAUGAUGCUUUGGAUGAUGAUGAUGAUGAUGCUUUGGAUGAUGAUGAUGAUGAUGCUUUGGAUGAUGAUGAUGAUGAUGCUUUGGAUGAUGAUGAUGAUGCUUUGGAUGAUGAUGAUGAUGAUGCUUUGGAUGAUGAUUUAGAUGAUGAUGAUGCUUUGGAUGAUGAUGAUGAUGAUGCUUUGGAUGAUGAUGAUGAUGAUGAUGAUGCUUUGGAUGAUGAUGAUGAUGAUGAUGAUGCUUUGGAUGAUGAUGAUGAUGAUGAUGCUUUGGAUGAUGAUGAUGAUGAUGAUGAUGCUUUGGAUGAUGAUGAUGAUGAUGAUGCUUUGGAUGAUGAUGAUGAUGAUGAUGAUGAUGAUGAUGCUUUGGAUGAUGAUGAUGAUGAUGAUGAUGAUGAUGCUUUGGAUGAUGAUGAUGAUGAUGCUUUGGAUGAUGAUGAUGAUGAUGAUGCUUUGGAUGAUGAUGAUGAUGAUGAUGAUGCUUUGGAUGAUGAUGAUGAUGAUGAUGAUGCUUUGGAUGAUGAUGAUGAUGAUGCUUUGGAUGAUGAUGAUGAUGAUGAUGCUGAUGAUGCUUUGGAUGAUGAUUUAGAUGAUGAUGAUGAUGCUUUGGAUGAUGAUGAUGAUGCUUUGGAUGAUGAUGAUGAUGCUUUUGAUGAUGAUGAUGAUGAUGCUUUGGAUGAUGAUGAUGCUUUGGAUGAUGAUGAUGAUGAUGAUGCUUUGGAUGAUGAUGAUGAUGAUGAUGAUGAUGACGGUAGAGAGGAUGAAGAAGCCAAUGAACUAGUUCCUUAUUCUAUGAUUGAUACAUUUCCAGAUAAGAGAUUAUGA